Molecule: messenger RNA, 429 nt
Organism: Staurois parvus
Lineage: Eukaryota; Metazoa; Chordata; Amphibia; Anura; Ranidae
Source: the annotation of a GenBank genome assembly
AAUCCCACUAACAGUUGAGCGUGGAAUAUUUAGUAGCCAGGAAAUGUCACGGAUGGACUUAUUGCCCAGGUGGCCACCUAUCACGGGACCACGCUUGGAGUCACUGAGCUCCUGAGAGCGACCCAUUCUUUCACCAAUGUUUGUAGAAGCCGUCUGCAUGCCUAGGGGCUUGAUUGUAUACACCUGUGGCCAUGGAGGGGAUUGGAACACCUGAAUCACAUGAUUGGGAGGGCGGGGCCAAUACUUUUGGCAAUAUACUGUAUGUGGAAUCCUUGCACUUAUUUGUUGUAAAUGUAAAUAAAUGGCUGAAAGUGACAAUACAAACCUGCAGACACGGGGAAGAGGCUUCCUUGUCACUGGACUACUGGAAUGGGAGAGAGGUGACUUGGUGGUGAGGAAACAUCUCGGGAACAGCAGUCCUUGUGAUUG